AUGGAGAGUGAUGGCGACAGCGCUACUGAUCGAGAAGAUAGCUUAACACGAGUAUCGGCUAAGAGAAAGCGUUAUAAGCAGAAGUUUCGGGAAGAAUGGUUGCUGAAUAAAGAAUAUAGUGACUGGCUAAGAAAGGAUAAUAGGGACUUAUCGAAGGCGGUCUGCAAUGUUUGCAAUACAUCUUUCAGUGCCGAAAUAAGUGUAAUAAAACGCCACAAAGAAGGAACUAAACACGUGAAUAAUUUAAAGAGGUGUAGUGCUUCAACGUCCAAAAAACAACAGUCUAUAGUAAGCGUUUUUAAAUCCAUGCCAACUAAUGAAAAGCAAUUGGUAAAGACUUCAGAAAUAAAAUUAGCUGCUUUUGUUGCUGAGCAUAAGGUAUCUCAUAAUGUCAUGAAUCACUUAGCAGAUUUGUUACCAAAGUUGUUCCCAGAUUCUCAGAUAGCCAAAGAUAUUAGAUUAAAAAGAACUAAAGUUCAAGCUGUGAUAAAUAACUGUAUUGGGGAAACUGAAAAAGAAAACUUGAUCAGUGACUUGAAAUCACAAAUGUUUUCAAUUUUGAUAGACGAAAGCACAGAUAUUGCUGUAGUAAAAACAGUAGCUGUAGUGGUCAGGUAUUUUGAUCCAAUGAUUGGUAAAGUUAUCACUCGGUUUUGGAAUUUGAUUCAAUUAUUUGAUGAGAAAACCACCGAUCAUGUUGCAAAUGCCGAAAAACUUUUUGAUACUGUUAUAGGUUCAUUUCAAAAGUAUGAGAUUCCUACGGAAAACAUCAUAGGUUUCGGCUCUGAUGGAUGCAACACAAUGAUGGGAUGUAACAAUUCAGUUUCAAGUCGAUUUCGUCAACGUUGUCCAGGCAUAAUUGUGAUCAAAUGCAUUUGCCAUUCUCUGCAUCUUUGCGCUAGUGACGCAUGUAAAGAGCUUCCACUAAAUUGUGAAAAAAUGGCGCGAAAUAUUUAUAAUUAUUUUAAAUCCAGUAGUAAAAGGCAGAGUGAGUUGAAAGAGUUCCAGUAUUUUGCUGAGGCGGAUGUGCACAAAAUUCUAAGACCAGCCCAGACUAGAUGGUUGUCUUUAAAUGCAGUAGUGCAAAGGAUUCUGGAACAAUGGGAUGUAUUACGUCUUUAUUUCAAUAGCAAAUGGCUGGAAGAAUCGGAGUGCCACGAUAUUCAUGCAUGCCUGAAUGAUCCCAUAAUCAAGGCUUAUUACUAUUUUUUGGCUUGGAUGUUGCCAAAAUUUACAACAUUAAAUAGCUGUUUUCAGAGCGAAUCUAUUUUAAUUACGAAACUACAUGGGAAAAUGACAGCUUUUUAUAAAGAACUGUUACUAUUGGUUUUACACAGAAAUUAUGUAAAUUCCGCUCCUAUUGAAACUAUAGAUCCAAUGACAGAAAUAAAUCACAAGGACCUAAAAGACAUAUAUCUAGGUUUAGGUGUCCAGAAAGAACUAGAUUCUGUUGAAAAUGAAGAAAGAAAGUUAACUCUCAGAAAGAUGUGUAAAAAUUUUAUUAUUAGAGCUUGUGUGGGCCUUCGUAAACGAUACUGUUUUAAUGACAAAAUUAUGACAGAAAUAGCAAAAUUUGAUCUAGAGAAAGUAAUUUCUGAUGACAGGGAAGAGUCAGUUUCGUCGUUAUUUCCAUUACUGCCCAGAAUUGCCCCAACUUCAAUCCAACAUCAACAAGAACUAGAUGAUGAGUGGCGGAAGUUGCCGUUAUACUACAAAGAUUUGGAUUUAAGUCAACCCCCCUGA
Messenger RNA from Parnassius apollo (apollo), 1743 nucleotides. Lineage: Eukaryota; Metazoa; Arthropoda; Insecta; Lepidoptera; Papilionidae. The record is from the annotation of a GenBank genome assembly.